AUGGAUCACAGAGGUCUUUAUUGUCCAGGCGAGUUGGACGUGUUGUAUCAAGAUCGAAAUAGAUCAGAGACAACCAUUUGUUACCCAUCGCCCUCACCUGCAAAGCGAGGAUCAUCUUACUACCCGGCUGGCCCAAAGGUCCUUGAAGAGUCCAAUCUCGAUCCAUUCUACCUCGAAGAAUCAUUGGCCGCUACGCCAUCUUGGAAUCCUUACACUUCGGACAUGCGCAAUGAUAGCUUUGAAGACGCAAACCAAUACUACACCCUGUCCUUGAACCACAACAAGGACAUCGGCAACCCACUACAAUAUCCCGGACCAGAUCGCUCCACACUUGCACAGGUCGAGUUGGAGAACAGCUUGCGAUUCCACCGAUACACUUCCUCCACCGAGGAACACAGUCCGCUGCACAGCAGCCAGGUCUCAUUCAGCUCGGUUCAAACAGACAGCACCACUCCCGACUUAACACCAAGCAGCUCAUUCUCUUCUUCCUACGAUUCACCAAGCUGCCCAGACGCCGUGCUCGAGGCCACUCAGCAACUAUACAAACACGCACACGAGGUCCAGCUCGAGCCUCGUCGUCGCUUCUAUCUUCCUGCAUCAACACCACCUACUUACUCUCUUCCCCCCUCCACCUCCUCCGCCGGUGCCCCCUCUCACCGCGGCUGA
This is a messenger RNA of Penicillium crustosum, 666 nucleotides long. RefSeq lists its product as uncharacterized. The record is from RefSeq and is a predicted model, not a curated record. NCBI's taxonomy places the organism in Eukaryota, Fungi, Ascomycota, Eurotiomycetes, Eurotiales, Aspergillaceae. The transcript has a single exon. The coding region runs from base 1 to 666 and encodes 221 amino acids.